Messenger RNA from Selaginella moellendorffii, 674 nucleotides. RefSeq names its product phosphopantothenoylcysteine decarboxylase. NCBI's taxonomy places the organism in Eukaryota, Viridiplantae, Streptophyta, Lycopodiopsida, Selaginellales, Selaginellaceae. Gene Ontology annotation, molecular function: phosphopantothenoylcysteine decarboxylase activity; FMN binding. Gene Ontology annotation, biological process: coenzyme A biosynthetic process. The transcript is spliced from 2 exons. The record is from RefSeq and is a predicted model, not a curated record. Gene Ontology annotation, cellular component: phosphopantothenoylcysteine decarboxylase complex. The coding region runs from base 45 to 638 and encodes 197 amino acids.
AACGUAAUAAGAGUUGAUUCGCUAGGCUAGGGCUGCAGGGAUAGAUGGCCGCCGCUGUUCGCAAGCCACGCAUCAUCUUGGCCGCGAGCGGUAGUGUGGCGGCCAUCAAGUUUGGGAUACUGGCGGAGAGCCUGGCGGACUGGGCCGAGGUCAAGGCCGUUGCCACCAAGUCCGCCUUGCACUUCAUCGACAAAAAAGCCCUGCCGCCGUCGGUGACGCUCUACACGGACGAGGAGGAGUGGUCGAGCUGGCGGAAGCUGGGCGACAAUGUGCUCCACAUCGAGCUUCGCCAGUGGGCGGAUGCCAUGGUGAUCGCACCGCUGUCGGCAAACACGCUGGCCAAGAUAUCGGCUGGGCUGUGCGACAACCUGCUGUCGUGCAUCGUUCGGGCAUGGGACUACUCCAAGCUGCUCUUCGUGUCGCCAGCCAUGAACACCUUCAUGUGGAACAGCCCAUUUACAGAGCGCCACCUGAGCAGCGUCGAAGAGCUGGGGAUGGUGGUCAUUUCACCCGUAACCAAGAAGCUGGCGUGUGGGGACUUUGGCAACGGGGCCAUGGCCGAACCUGGGACCAUCGAUUCCACCAUAAGGUUAGCUCUAGAAAAGAGGAUACAUCCGGCUAGCAUGUCAACCAUUUGAUGAGUGAUGCGACGGCACCGGGUGCUUGAUCAGCAA